Molecule: messenger RNA, 1006 nt
Organism: Nymphaea colorata (pocket water lily)
Lineage: Eukaryota; Viridiplantae; Streptophyta; Magnoliopsida; Nymphaeales; Nymphaeaceae
Product: glutathione S-transferase-like
Exons: 3
Coding region: 99-743 (214 amino acids)
Cellular component (GO): cytoplasm
Molecular function (GO): glutathione binding; glutathione transferase activity
Source: RefSeq, a predicted model, not a curated record
CGAGAUAGGAAGGGAGUCGCAUUCUUAGUUAAGAAAGCUUCAGCUUAGCUUAGCAAGAGAGAGAAAGAGAAGCAGGAAGAGAGAAAAGGAGGAAGAAGAUGGGUCUCAAGGUCUAUGGCAUGCCCAUGUCCCCAUGCACAGCUACGGUGCUCGCCUUACUUGCCGAGAAGGGCCUUGACUAUGAGCUCGUCCCUAUCAAUGUCCGCGCCGGGCAACACAAGCAGCCCUCUUUCCUCGCCCUCAAUCCAUUCGGCCAGAUCCCGGCAUUGAAAGACGGCGACCUCCAACUGUUUGAGUCAAGGGCAAUCACCAAGUACAUCUCAUACAAAUACAAGGACAUGGGGCCAGACUUCAUGAGGACGGACCCAGCUGAGGUUGCCGGAGUAGCAGCGUGGAUGGAGGCUGAGGCUCACCACUACCACCCAGCCAUAGGCCCCCUCGUCUUCGAGUGCAUCUUCAAGCAGAUGUUUGGCGGGGCGCCGGAUGAGGCCGUGGUCGCAGCCCAGGCCGAGAAGCUCGGCAAGGUGCUCGACGUCUAUGAGGAGACCCUGUCCAAGAGGAAGUACUUGGCCGGCGACUUCUUCUCCCUGGCCGACCUGCACCACCUGCCCUACACUCACUACCUCAUGUGCACCCCUCAUGCCUCCCUCAUCACUUCGCGCAAGCAUGUCAAUGCCUGGUGGGAGGACAUCUCUUCUCGCCCGGCCUGGCAGAAGGUUGCAGCCAACAUGAGGUUCAACUGAGAAGGAAGAAGGAGAAGAAGAAGAAGAAUGGUGCUGUGUUCCAAGACUUUUUUCUUCAUUUUGGUUGGGGGUAUCAAUAGUUUGAGGUUUGAUUAGGGUUGCUUUGAAUAAUUGGUCGCUUGAUUAUGGUUUCGAGGUCACUUAGUUGUGACUUUUGUUUGUUGGAAGGAGUCCUCUUCAUGCGUUCUUAAUCUUUGUUCCUACAUCCGGGAAAUUAGCUUUUCCUAUAUGUGGUGUUUGAUAUAUAUCAUUUUCUCCCAUUA